Messenger RNA from Saprolegnia parasitica CBS 223.65, 1452 nucleotides. RefSeq lists its product as hypothetical. The record is from RefSeq and is a predicted model, not a curated record. The coding region runs from base 1 to 1452 and encodes 483 amino acids. The transcript has 2 exons. NCBI's taxonomy places the organism in Eukaryota, Oomycota, Saprolegniomycetes, Saprolegniales, Saprolegniaceae.
AUGACCGACGCCAAGGUCCAGACGCACCUUCUCUACGACACGAUCUGGCGCGUCGACAAGGCCAACGAGCGCUUUGGCUCGUGCAAGGACGGCAAGACGAUCUUGAUUUUACAGCCAGGCCGGAGCCCGAUCAAGCCCUACAUUCGCAUCCCCGAAGGCAUGUACGCGAUCGUCCAGCGCUACGGGAAGGACCUCGAUUUUGAGCAUCCGGACGGGCGCCGUAGCCCGCUCUGGCCCGCGGGAUUUCACAUGGCGUCGAUCUUUACCAAGGUCGCAUACCUCGUCACCAAGCAAAACGUCGUCUUCAACACACCCGUCAAAGGCUGCAAGACCGCCGACAACGUCACGGUCCACAUCGACAUGUGUCUCGUGUUUCGCAUCAUGGGCGACAAAGCCAAGGGCGAGGACCCGACGCUCGUCAAGCGGUUCGUCUACGAGCUUGGGCCGCAGGGACUCGAGACGCAGCUGCGCAACGCCCAAGAGGAAGCCGUGCGCGCGCUCGCGCGAAGCGUCGAACACACCGAGGUCUACUCGCUCCGCGACGGCACGGUCAAGGAGCGCAUGGAAAACUCGCUUCAGACGCAGCCAGCGGCGCCCAUCGACGACUUGCUGUGUGACGAGGAAGAGACCAAGGCGGACGAGACGCCGUUGCCCGUCAAGUACCUCCAGGUCGAAGGCUCGUCCGAUAUACCGGCGGCCAAGGUGCUCUACAGCGUCACGGAAGACAUCAAGCACAACCUCAACAUGCAGUUCAAUCCGUACGGCGUCGAGAUCUCGUCGGUCGCGAUCACGAACACGCAAAUGGAGGAGAAGACAACGUACCAGAGCGCAAUCAAGGAGCAGACGAUGAAGCAGAUGAGCGACAUGCAGUUGCUGCAGUACAAGGAAGCGAUCGGCACGACCAAGCUCUCGAAGCGCAUGCGCCGCAUGGAAGAGACCGAGUCGGGGCACCGCCAGUGCGCCGAGAUCCAAAAAGCCAUCGACGUCAUCAAGGCCGACACGAAGCUCCUCGAGGCGCAGAUCAAGCAGGAGCAGAGCGUUCGUUGCGCCAAGAUUGUCGCCGACGCCGACCUCGCGAUCGCAAAGAUCACGGCCGAAACCGAAAUGAUCCAAACCGAGAUUCAGGCCGCGUGCGACGCCGAGGUGAUGCAGGUUUACGCCGAGCGUGACGCGCUCCAGCUCAAGAUGAAGGCCAACGUUGACCGGCUCCGCGCACUGGGCGAGGCCCGCGUCCAGGAGAUCCUCGCCGAAGCCGAGGGUGCGGCGGCGACUAAGCUCGAGCAACAGCGCGCGUUUGUGCUAAAGAUGCAGCGUCUCGACGUGACGAGUGCGAUGGCUGCCAACAAGGACGUUGUGGUUGCUGGCAACGGCAACAAGAACCUGCUCGCUGAUGUCUUCGUCGCGCAGCAAAAGGCCAAUCUGCUCCUAAACCUCCCAGGCAUCUCGACGUAA